AUGGACGCACCGAUCGACGACACUACGAAGCGCACGGUACAGCAGAUUCCGCUGCUCAAGACACGUGCGGGUCCGCGUGACGGCGAACAAUGGACGAAACGGCUGAAAGAGGAGUACCUGGCGCUGAUCCAGUACGUCAAGACGAACAAGGACGCAGACAACGACUGGUUCACGAUCGAGAGCAACAAGACGGGCACGCGCUGGACGGGCAAGUGCUGGACGUUCUACAGCGGCCUGCGCUACGAGUUCGACCUCGAGUUUGAGAUCCCAGCCACGUACCCGGUCGCCAACCCGGAGCUCUGUAUUCCAGAGCUAGAGGGCAAGACGUCCAAGAUGUACCGAGGCGGUAAAAUCUGCCUCACGAUUCACUUUGCACCGCUGUGGCAAAAGAACGUUCCGCGCUUUGGUGUUGCGCACGCGCUCGCCCUUGGUCUGGCGCCGUGGCUUGCCGCAGAAGUACCGGACCUAGUGGAGCGUGGACUCAUUUCUCCGGCGUAA
Molecule: messenger RNA, 498 nt
Organism: Hyaloperonospora brassicae
Lineage: Eukaryota; Oomycota; Peronosporomycetes; Peronosporales; Peronosporaceae
Source: the annotation of a GenBank genome assembly